This is a messenger RNA of Cucurbita pepo subsp. pepo (vegetable marrow), 669 nucleotides long. RefSeq lists its product as uncharacterized. The record is from RefSeq and is a predicted model, not a curated record. Lineage: Eukaryota; Viridiplantae; Streptophyta; Magnoliopsida; Cucurbitales; Cucurbitaceae.
AUGGAUUCCGGCAGCCCAAGUUUGCAAUCCUCCAGCGGCGGCGAAGAAGAUUACGACUCUCAUCACCCUUUUCCCCCGCCGCCACCGCCGCCGCCCCCACUUUUCUUCAACCCCAAUUCCUACCAAACCCACCUCCUCCCCUCCUCCCCUUUCUACGAUUUCCCCUCCGAUUACACUUUCAACAACCCUUCCAACGCCGGGACAUCUGAACCCGCCGCCGCGGAUCCCACCCAAAACCAAUUCCCAAUUCGCUCAUCUGGGGUUUUGCAUCCCAAAGCCACCACAAAGAAGAGAACUAGAGCCUCACGGAGAGCCCCCACCACCGUUCUCACAACCGACACCACGAAUUUCCGUGCAAUGGUGCAAGAGUUCACCGGAAUCCCUUCCCCGCCGUUUACCACUGGUGGGUCAUCCUAUUCCCGCCGAUUUGAUCUCUUUAACUUGGUUAAAACAACUAGCUCCACACCCUCUAUUCUAGAAACUUCUGGAUCGGGUCUUUACUCUUCUCGUGUGGUAAAGACACAGGCUGCUAUCAGGGCUGAUUUAGACGCGCCCCACGAUAGUACAAGCCCACUGUUCGUGUCAGCCGCGCUGCAAAAUGAUGAAACCUGGAGAACCAAUAGCAGUGGUACCGCACCAGGUGAAUUUCACCGGUCGUUGCUCCAAUAA